Molecule: messenger RNA, 2934 nt
Organism: Grosmannia clavigera kw1407
Lineage: Eukaryota; Fungi; Ascomycota; Sordariomycetes; Ophiostomatales; Ophiostomataceae
Product: f-box and wd domain containing protein
Exons: 2
Coding region: 1-2934 (977 amino acids)
Molecular function (GO): protein binding
Source: RefSeq, a predicted model, not a curated record
AUGGAUUCCUAUCAGCCUCAACAGCCUGACGAGGGCUACUCGGAGGACCCGCUCACGGGGCCCGCCUCGUUGUCAAUCUCGGCCAAGUCCGUCAGUCUCGCCGAAGGAAUAGCGCUUCUUCAAGCUCACUUCGGCAGCGAGUUGUCUCCGCUGCUCGCGCAGCACAUCUCGUCACUGUCGCUGCCUUCUAAAAUACAGCUCACAGAGUCUCUAUUGGAAGGUCUGCCGACAUGCGUUGUCGCAGAACUUGUCCAGAAAUUGAACCCUCGUCUUUACAUCGACUUUAUUCGAUUUCUUCCGGCCGAGAUCUGCCUGAAGAUCCUCGAAUACCUCGAUCCCUUGUCUCUGAUAUCGGCGGCCAAGUCGUGCCGCGCGUGGUAUAGCCUUGCCCUUGAUCGCAAACUUUGGGAACGUUUGUACUAUCUGGAGGGAUGGAAGAUUGCAGCUUUGGAACUACAGGCAUGGGAGGAGAACAUCAACAGAGACAGGCCCAUUCCGUCUGCUGGGGGGCAUGCGCUUAAGAAGCGGGCCAUCUCGGCUUCCCGACGGGCGGACAACGACCUGGACCAUGUCAUGGUAGAUGCUGAUCGGCCGGUGAGGGCAGAUGGCGCCGAUCUUGCCGAACAAGACCGGUUGGAUAUAUUUGGCAACCCGGUGCGAGAAGCGAUAUCAAAGGGCAAGGGCAAAGAGCGCGCCGUUCCCUCUUUUUCCUCACCCUACCUCACACCUUCUACCAUGGACGCUUGGGAGGCAGUUUCCACUCCGGAUCGCUUGCCCAAGUCGUCGCUUUGGUUGUGGGACUCGUCGGCCGACCGAUACCGAGUCAACUGGAGGUGUCUCUACUCCUUGCGGCGGAGACUGGAGGAGAAUUGGGAUCAGGGGAAGUUUGUCAACUUCCAAUUUCCUCACCCGGACCACCCCGAAGAUGCGCACAACGAGGGGAUCUACAUCAUUCAGUUCACAUCGGACUAUCUGGUGAGCGGAAGCCGAGACUGCACGAUCAGGAUCUGGAACAUGCAAACUCGCCGCCUAGUUCGUGCGCCUCUGACCGGGCACCGCGGCUCUGUGCUCUGUCUGCAGUUUGACGCCGACCCGGAAGAGGAUAUGAUUAUUUCCGGUAGCAGUGACACGGACGUAAUCCUGUGGCGCUUCUCUACCGGCAAGAUACUCCAGCGGCUCAACCAUGCACACCAGGAGCCGGUCCUCAACGUCAAGUUUGACAAGCGCAUUCUGGUGACAUGCUCCAAGGACAGGACGAUCAAGAUUUUCAACCGCAGGGAGCUUCGGCCGGGCGACCUGGGCUACGGAAACACGCCCCCAGUCCACCCUGUUCCCAUCCAUCUCAAAGACUACGGCAAUGACGGUCUUGACCAGCUCCCGAUCAUUCCUCCCUACAGUCUUAUCGGCAGCCUUGAGGGCCACAGCGCUGCCGUCAACGCGGUGCAGAUACACGACCGUGAAGUGGUCUCUGCUUCGGGCGACCGCAAUGUGAAGAUCUGGGACUGGCCGAACCAGACAUGCACCCGUACUUUCCUCGGUCAUAACAAGGGCAUCGCCUGCGUGCAGUAUGACGGCAGGAGAAUUGUGUCUGGCAGCAGCGACAACGUGAUCAAGGUUUUUGACAGCCAUUCGGGUGUCGAGGUGGCCAGCCUUCGGUCGCACUCCCAUCUGGUCAGGACCGUGCAGGCGGGCUUUGGCGACCUGCCUUACAGCGUCACCGAAGACGCACAGGCAGCGGCCAAGGUUGACGAGCAGUAUUACAAGGCCGUGCAGGACGGCACCCUGACGACGAACGCAUACCGGCGCCGACACAGAAACAACGAUGGCAGUGGAGACCCGCGUCCGGAGAAUCUGCUGUUCGCCGGUGCAAAGCUGCCGCCGGGGGGAGGAGGUGGGAAAUACGGCCGGAUUGUGUCCGGCUCCUACGACACGACCGUCAUCAUUUGGCGUCGCGACAAAGAAGGCAUGUGGAGGGCCCAGCACCAUUUCAAGCAGGAAGAAGCGGCUGUGGCGGCAGCAGCUGCUGCUGCUGCUGUACGCGCAGCCAGACAGCGUGCAAGUGAAGCUGCGACAAUCCAAAACCUUCGGCCAGUCCAGGCGGCUUCUGUGGCAAUGGCCGAAGCCGGUUCUUCGACGGCCGUCCCGACAGCGGCGCCAUCUGAAGCGCAGGGAAGCACGGCUGAGGGACUAGCAUCAGCAGCACCUCAGAUCCAGCAAGAGACCAUAGACGGGCUUAUCGCGCAGGGCGCACCGGCACUCCAGCACGCGUUGGUGACGACACCGGCUCUGCUUGCGUACCACAACCUCCUGCACGCAUCGAUUGAUCGGCAGCCAAGCCCGUUUGUGCGCUCGCAGCUGCGUCAGGCCGUCAGCACCGCCAUUGUGCGGGCGCAAUAUGCACAACACAACCGGCCGGGCCGUCGUCGGGCAGCCUCUGAUGCCCCUGGAACCGUGGCCACCGGAACUAUCGCAGGACCGUCUGGAACAGCAGCCCACUUCACGCCGGGAAUCGCUUCGAGUGUCGGUGGUCCUGUUCUGCCGUCGCCUUUCGAUGCAGCUCCGACUGCAGUGGCACCGGCAGCGUUGGCCAUGGCUGUGGCUGAGAAUGUGCCUCUUCCAACGGUCCAGAGCGCGGUCGAGACAGCUGUCGGUCAGGGCGCUCCUCAUCUGACAGCAGAGGCCGCAGCAGCAGCAGCAGCAGUACCAGUCGGCGGUCCCUUUGGCGCAGGAGCAGAGGCGCUGGCAGCAGCCAGACCACAUCACCCUCACAUACCGCACGUAGAUGCGUCCAAUUCGCCGCGGGUGUACAAGCUGCAAUUUGACGCACGCCGCAUCAUCUGCUGCUGUCAGACGUCUGUGAUUGUGGGCUGGGACUUUUGCAACGGAGACGCCGAGCUCGAAGAGGCGGCGCGGUUCUUUGGCACGGUGGACUAA